AUCAGACGUAAUGCUGAGGCUAUCACACGGACAGAUCUCCAGAGAGACGGUGAGCGCCCAGAGCUGCGAGAGUUUCUAUGAGGAAGCGGAGGCGCCUCGUCACGUCAUUCGGUGCUCGGGCGGUCGGCAGGAAACGGUCUUUCCUCCCGGAUAGUUGCGCUCUUUUCCGCUGGCUCAAUGCGCCUCUCCGUCCAGAACCCGCGGAAGCCAGCCAGAAGGAAAAAUGCCUCCUUCUCCAGCGAACAGAUCCUCUCUCGGGCUCUUAGCGACGGUUUUCGCCGUGUUUCUAACGGCUCUCCAAACGCGCACGGCCGCCGCGCUCCAGAUUCAACAGGCGUUCGCGUCUCCCACCCGCACCAAUAACUUCGUUGUGGACGCGGUGUCGCGUCGCGUUUACCUGGCCGCGGUCAACAGCCUGUACCAGCUGAACGCCACGCUCGCCUGGGAGGUGGAGACGCGCACGGGACCGGUGCUGGACAACCCGCUGUGCCACGCGCCGCAGCUGCCCCAGGCGACGUGCGAGCACCAGAAGACGCUCACCGACAACCACAACAAGCUCCUUGCGCUGGACCGCGAGCAGGGCGUGCUGCUGGCCUGCGGCUCGGUGUACCAGGGCUUCUGCGAGCUGCGCAGCAUGGACAACGUGUCCCGGGUGGCCGUCAAGUUCCCGCAGGACGGGGCCACCGUGUUCCCGAGCAUGCUCAACAUUGUGGCCAACCACGAGAAGGCGAGCACCGUCGGGCUCGUCUUUCGGAGUCACGGCGGCGCGCCGCGGCUGCUGGUGGGAGCCACGUACACGGGCAUGGGGACCGAGUAUUUCCCCAAGAACCACAGCAAAGAGGACCUGCGCUUCGAGAACACGCCCGAGAUCGCCAUCCGCUCGCUCAACACCAAAGACCUCGGUCGGCUCUUCACCUACGACAUCAACCCGUCCGAGGACAACGUGUUCAAGAUCAAGCAAGAAGUCAAGCAGAAGAACAAGCUCAACUUCGUGCACGCCUUCGUUCACAAGAACUACUCGUACAUCGCCAUCAACAACGACGCCAACACGGGUCUGAAGGAGAGCCAGCCCAACAGCAUCCUGGCGCGCAUCUGUCUGGACACGGACGAUCCCCGCAGGUCCGCGGAGAGCCGCAAACUCACCGAGUCCUACAUCCAGAUGGGCAUUCAGUGCGGAUCCAACGGGAAUAUCUACAACCGCCUGCUCUCCAUCUACCCCGUGGACAUCAGCGCGCAGCGCGCGGCGGGCCCGGAGCCCUAUCUGUUCGGGGUGUUCGCGCAGGCGGGCGGUCAGUCGGCCGUGUGCGCCUUCCGCGUGGCGGCUGUGGAGGAGAUGAUCCGCCAGGGCCGCCGCAACUGCUCCAGCGGGCCGAACAGCGACGUGCAGGUGCUGGACAGCGUCAUCCAGGGCUCCGGGGCCGAGUGCGAGCGCAAGGGGGCCAUCAAGGUGAGACUUCAGGAGGAGCAGCUGAACUGUGGGGCCGCUCACCUCCAGCACCCACUGGCCCUGAGGAAGCCCCUGAGGGCCCCACCCAUCUAUGAGGCCCCGGGCCUCAGCUCUAUUGCUGUUGACAACGUCCACAACCGCACCGUCGUGUUCCUGGGGACCAACUGGGGCCGGCUGCGAAAGCUGUCUCUGCUGGCUAACCUGUCCGUGGCUAAUCAGUGGUCACUGAGACUCGCCGCUAACGAACCUGUUCACCACAUCAUGACCUUCGACCCCAGCGACCACAACUACCUGUACCUCAUGACCACACACCACCUCCUGCGGGUUCAGGUCUCUGUGUGUGGUCUCUACAGCUCGUGCAGUGAGUGUGUGAGCGCCGGCGAUGCCCACUGCGGCUGGUGUACGCUGGAGAGAAGAUGUUCGGUCCAGAAGGACUGCUCCAGCGGGACUCUGGGCCGCUCGUGGAUCAGCACAGGGGACGGAGUCCAGCAGUGUCCCUCCAUGACCAUCACACCCUCAGAGAUCAGCCGCUCCGCUCACAUGAGGGACCUGGGGAUCCUGAUCAACGGCAGUGUGCCGGAUCUGCAGGGUUUGCAGUUGGAGUGUGAUUAUGGCGUGGGAAUCACCACAAGCGCCACCGUACAUCUGGACUACAGCACAACCCAGAUCCAGACCUGCCCUUUGCUGCCCCCUCACAUGUAUCCCACAAUCCCCUUCGGCAAAGAUCACGUCACGGUCCCCGUGGCCAUCAGGGUUAAUGGUGUUCCUGUGGUUUCCGGAAGUUUCAUCAUUUAUGAGUGCAAACUAACUGGAGAAAUCCACUACAAAACUGCGUGCACGAGCUGUUUGAGUGCGGCGCAUCUACACCUCAUCAUAAACAUGAUACAGAAUUCCUCGUCCUGUCCCAGGAUGCUGGCCUAUGAUGUUACUCCACUGCCCACUGGAAGCACUCAUGUCUUCUCCCUGGAGCUCAAGAACAUAGAACAUGGCGCUGAGCUGGACUGUGAUUUCGGCGACGGGCAGCUCUACAGAGCGCAGUGGCUGGAUGGGCCGUCGGUGAACUGCAGUGGAGUGACCCUAAAAACUACAAUGUGGAGCAAGAUAUUCAAUCUGAAUCUUCGGAGAAGAGGAACCAGCACAUAUAUAGACAGUCCAAAGACAAUGACAGUGGCGGUCUACAGCUGCAGUGCGGGCGACAGCGACUGCUCUCAGUGUUGGGGCCGUCAGGCGCAGGGUCACAUCUGUGUCUGGUGUGAGAACAGCUGUCAGCAGCAGGAGCAGUGCCACUCCAUCACCACACGCUGCCCGGACCCACACAUACAGAAGGUCGAGCCGCUGUCGGGGCCGCUGACUGGCGGGACGCUGCUCACGGUGCAGGGCAAGAACCUCGGACACAGUGCUGCUCAGAUCAAUGUCUCCAUCGGCCAUGUGCCCUGCAGAAUACUGCCACAACACUACACUGUCUCAGUCAGGUUGGUUUGUGAGACUGGUGCAUCGUGGGAACAGACGAGCGAUCAUGUGACGGUGAGCGUGGCCGGGAACACAGUGGGCGUUUCAAAGGACAUCUUCUCCUUUGUGGAGCCCAGGCUGCUGGAGUUCAGGCCGCGGCAGGGUCCCCUCGCUGGAGGAACCAAACUCACCAUCCACGGCCAGUUCCUGGACGCUGGAUCCACUGUCAACGUCGAGAUCAACCGGACUCAGAACUGCACCGUCUUCAUGCUGUCCAGUGACGUCAUCGAGUGUGUGAUGCCUCCAGCCGAAGCGGCCGCCGCUGAGAACGUGUCGGUGUGUGUGGUGUAUGACAGCCAGCCGUGCCUCAGCGCUUCACCCAGCUUCACAUUCACCUACGAGAAAAACCCUACUAUCAGUCACAUCAGACCCAACAGAAGCUUCCUCAGCGGUGGUCGCAGUAUCGCGGUCACUGGACACGGCUUCAAUCUGGUGCAGUCUGUCAGGAUGGAGGUGUCUGGAGUCGGACAGACGAUCUGCUCCUGUGUGUCGUCUACUCUGAUCGUUUGUCAGUCUCCUGCCGCAAAUCAAUCCCAGCAGGCCACGGCACACUUCUACCUCAACGAGGUGCUGUACAGAGGAGAGGACGCGUCUCCAUCAGGACGAGGGCCGGACGAGGACGAGGAGCCUCACGCUGAUGCCUUUCACUUCGAAUAUGUAGAGGAUCCGCAGUUCUAUACGGCCAACAAAGAGAAACUCAUCAAACAUCAUCCUGGAGAGCCUCUCAUCCUCAUCAUCAAUAAAGGGCCGAGCGAGCUGGACCUGAUGGAUCUGACGCUAAUCACGCUACAGCGUAAGCAUGUGCGUGUGGGUCAUUUCUGUAAGGUGAUAGCGAUGGUUCAGAUGGGUGGAGGCAGUGAGCUGGCCAUCGUCAUCUCCAUCGUGGUGUGCUGUGUGCUGCUGCUGCUGUGCACUGUGGCGCUGGUGGUUUACUGCACUAAGAGCCGCAGGGCAGAGAGGUAUUGGCAGAAGACUCUGUUACAGAUGGAGGAGAUGGAGUCCCAGAUCCGUGAUGAGAUACGCAAAGGUUUCGCGGAGCUGCAGACUGAUAUGACGGAUCUGACUAAAGAGCUAAAUCGCACACAGGGAAUCCCCUUCCUGGAGUACAAGCAGUUCGUCACACGCACCUUCUUCCCCAAGAUGUGCUCUGACUACGAGAGGUGUCUGGUUCAGCCGGUGUAUGAGAACAAUCCUCUCGGCCCGCGAGCUCUGUCUGAAACGCAUCCUCUGCUGCAGGACUGGCAGUCGUCUAAUAGAAUGCGGCCCAACCUUGAGGAGGGGAUCACACUGUUUUCCACUCUUCUCAACAACAAACACUUCCUGGUCACCUUUGUUCACGCUCUCGAGCAGCAGAAAGACUUUGCCGUAAGAGACAGGUGCAGUCUUGCCUCUCUGCUCACGAUUGCCCUCCAUGGUAAACUGGAGUACUACACCAGCAUCAUGAAGGAGUUGCUAGUGGAUUUGAUCGACGCUUCAGCCUCCAAAAACCCCAAACUGAUGCUGCGCCGAACAGAGUCAGUGGUGGAGAAGAUGCUCACCAACUGGAUGUCCAUCUGCAUGUACAGCUACCUUAAGGAGACGGUCGGCGAGCCGUUCUUCCUGCUGCUGUGCGCCAUCAAGCAGCAGAUCAACAAGGGCUCGAUCGACGCCAUCACGGGGAAGGCGCGCUACACGCUCAACGAGGAGUGGCUCCUUCGAGAAAACAUCGAAGCCAAACCGCAGAACAUCAACGUCUCGUUCCAGGGGUUUGGUAUGGACUCGGUGAGCGUGCGUGUGAUGAACACGGACACCAUCUGUCAAGUGAAGGACAAAAUACUAGAGGCCUUUUACAAGAACCUGCCCUUUUCGCAGUGGCCUCGAGAAGAGGAUGUUGAUCUGGAGUGGUUCCCAGAGGGCCGAAGCAGCAGAAUCCUGCAGGAUCUGGACGACACGUCUGUCAUGGAGGACGGCAGAAAAAAACUCAACACCGUCUUCCACUAUCAGAUCCCAGAUGGAGCGUCACUGGCCAUGAGCAUGAAGGACAAGAGAGAGAACACACUGGGCCGAGCGAAAGAUCUGGACACAGAGAAAUAUGUCCAUCUGGUGCUGCCACAUGAUGAGCUGACAGAGAGCAGGAAGUCCCACAGACAGAGUCACAGGAAGAAGGUGUUACCAGAGAUCUACCUGACACGCCUGCUCUCCACUAAGGGAACCCUGCAGAAGUUCCUGGAUGAUCUGUUUCAAGCCAUCCUCAGCAUUCCUCCAGAGAAACCACCGCUAGCUGUCAAAUACUUCUUUGACUUUCUAGAAGAACAGGCGGACAAGCGCGGCAUAACCGACCCAGACACGUUACACAUCUGGAAGACAAACAGUUUGCCUCUGCGCUUCUGGGUCAAUAUCCUGAAGAACCCUCAGUUUGUGUUUGAUAUCGAUAAGACGGAUCACAUGGACGCCUGUCUGUCUGUCAUCGCUCAGGCUUUCAUUGACGCCUGCUCUCUCUCUGACCUGCAGCUGGGCAAAGAUUCUCCCACCAAUAAGCUGCUGUAUGCCAAAGAGAUCCCGGAGUAUAAGAAGAGGGUGCAGUGUUACUACAAACAGAUUCAAGAGAUGGCGCCGCUGAGCGAGCAGGAAAUGAACGCUCACCUGGCCGAGGAGUCGCGGAGAUACAGGAAUGAGUUCAACACUAACCUGGCCGUAAUGGAAGUCUACAAGUAUGCCAAAAGAUAUCGCAAUCAAGUGCUGAGCGCGCUGGACUCGAGCCCGACGGCUCGACGCACUCAGCUGCAGCACAAGUUUGAGCAGGUCAUUGCGCUGGUGGAAGACAACAUCUAUGAAUGCAGCAGUGAGGCCUGAGCCCACAUUCAUUCCCCUGA
Molecule: messenger RNA, 5808 nt
Organism: Sinocyclocheilus rhinocerous
Lineage: Eukaryota; Metazoa; Chordata; Actinopteri; Cypriniformes; Cyprinidae
Product: plexin-D1-like
Exons: 37
Coding region: 224-5788 (1854 amino acids)
Biological process (GO): semaphorin-plexin signaling pathway; negative regulation of cell adhesion; regulation of cell shape
Cellular component (GO): plasma membrane; semaphorin receptor complex
Molecular function (GO): protein binding; semaphorin receptor activity
Source: RefSeq, a predicted model, not a curated record